CGCACCGUCUCUUGUUCGCAGGUUUCCUGGUCAGUCCGUCUGAUGCUGGAGUCGGAGUCGCGUCUCGGUAGAUAAUCUCAUCGAUCUGUUCUUCUGAUUGCAUCGAUAUGAAGGCGCUAAUAGGGCUGCUGCUGUUGGUCUUUGGUCACGAUGUGUCCUCGGUGAUUCACUCUCUGCAGUCUUUCCAAACGGCAUCGUCUGGACUCCCAACCUUCCCAGAGUAUGUGAUUGUUCAGAUGGUGGAUGAGGUUCAGAUUGAGUACUAUGACAGCAACACCCAGAGAAUCAUAACCAAACAGGACUGGGUGGACCAGGCCAACAGAGACAAAGACCCAGACUACCUGGAGGGGGACACUGAAAGGAGAAAGGGUAACCAGCAGGUCGAGAAAGCCAACAUGGGGACUCUGAAGAAGCGCUUUAACCAGACAGGAGGUGCCCACAUUCUUCAGAGGAUGAAUGGCUGUGAGUGGGAUGAUGAGGAUGGUACUACUGAGGGUUAUGAGCAGCAUGGUUAUGAUGGAGAGGACUUCCUAUCGUUUGACCUGAAGACCCUGACCUGGGUCGCUCCAGUACACCAGGCUUUCGCCACCAAACUGAGAUUGGAUCACGAUACAGCUUGGAAUCAAUACAAGAAGAACUACUACACCAAGGAGUGUGUUGAUUGGCUGAAGAAGCUCCUGGCCUAUGGGAAGAGCACUCUGCAGAGAACAGAGCGUCCGCAGGUGUCACUGCUCCAGAGGAGCCCCUCCUCCCCAGUAGUGUGCCAUGCUACAGGCUUCUACCCUAACAGGGUGGUGGUGUUCUGGAGGAGAGACGGCCAGGAGUUCCAUGAGCAGGUGGACCCCGGGGAGGUCCUCCCCAACCACGACGGGACCUUCCAGGUCAGCGUGGACCUGAGCCUCACGGCCGUCCCACAGGAGGACUGGGGGAGGUACGAGUGUGUGGUCCAGCUGAAAGGCAUCGAGGACAUCUCCAAAACCCUGGACCCCGCCCUCAUCAAGACCAACAGGGGGGACAAUCACAUCCUUGCUUUCAUCCUCACUGGAGUUGCUGUUGUUGCUGCUGUUGCUGUUGUUGUUGGAGUCUUUCUGUACCGGAAGAGGAACGUUGGAGCAGGGUGAAGAGACAACACCAUCACCAGCGACAUUCUCCUAAACUGCCAACACACUAAAUGGCGUCCAAUGAGUUUGACCUGUAAUGGUCUGUGUCCAAAGAGCGUCUUGUUCCAGAGUCUUGUUCCAGCGUCUGAUUUCCUUCUGUGCGGCCGCUCCCAGCUUCUGGUUGAAAACAUCUCAACCUUUCAGAAACACGCUGGGGUCACAAAGUUAAACUAACGAAUCAUAAUAUAUGAGACGGGCGGACUGGUCUGCCCUGUAAAGUUUGAAACUGGUGUACAAACUUGUUCCAGCGAUGUCCGUAUACCCGGAUAUCAUCAUGAUCUGUCAAUUAUAGAUAAUAUAAAGGCCUGUGUGUGAAUCACAAGCUGAGCAGGAAGUUCUCUACGAAUAGUCAAAUAUCCUAACCUUUAUGCCUCCUUUACUUAACCCUCGUGGAAAACGUCAUCGGGUCAAGGGGAGAUGAAAAGGUGCUUCCUUUCGAACAUAGGAAAGAACAGCACUGUUUCAAAUGAAUUCGACUCCACUUUUCCUAAACGCCGUCAUUGCGCGACGACGAGCAUAGCUGACCUCUAGCGUCUCUAGCGUGGAACUAAAGUUUACCGAAGUUGGACUACAACAAGCGCUCUGUCGAUCCAUGCAUUCUUAUCGUAUUGAUUUCAAUCAGGUUGUCACCAACAGUGAGAAUGACUUAGGUCGGAUAUGGGCACACACACACACAAACUCCACAUCUACGUUGUUUCCUGGUAAAAGAGGACCUAAAUUGUGUAUAUAUCUUGUCACAUGAGUCUUCAGCAGUAAUUGAUAAAUGUUCAGGCGCAGUAAACCGAUAUCCCGCCCGCGUCGCCUCGUCUGAACCCACGCGGGGAAGAGAGAGUCACCUUCUCUUUCAGAAGACCACGUGAUUUAUUUGAUAUCACUACUGAUACAUGGUUGGGUUCUCCAAUGAUAUGCAAAUUUGAAGCGCUCAUGAGCGAAAACAUCCCACAAAAUAAUAUCUCAUAAAACCGCCCCAGCUUAACAUGAGCCACUCUGGCUCAGGUGAGGUAACCCCUCCCACUUUAUGGCUUAGUUGAGAUAACCCCUCCCACUUUAUGACUCAGAAGGGGUAAUCGCUCCCACUUUAUGACUCGGAUGAGGUAACCCCUCCCACUUUGAGGUAACCCCUCGCACUGUCGCUCUGCAUCCACAGGCUGUGACUGCCUUCUAGUGGAGGAAAUGAAAGCAGAGGAAGACGGGGUGGUGUACAGUAUUAUGAACAAAUGUUGCUGUUUGAGAUUAUGCUUUAUAAUGCUUAUAAUGCCACUGUUACUGAUAGUUACUGAUGUUAUUAUCCAGCUUUUGCUGUUAUGGGUGGAUAAUUCUCUAUGUAAUCUAAAUCUACAGUUGGUUUAUAAAAUAACCAAUGUGAAGUUCGGAAUACAUUAGAGUUACACGUAAAGCAGCUGUUGCUGUUUUAGGUGGAUAAUGUGAUUGCACCAAACAAUUAAAUAAAUUAAGAAUUUUAAAACAU
Molecule: messenger RNA, 2628 nt
Organism: Gadus morhua (Atlantic cod)
Lineage: Eukaryota; Metazoa; Chordata; Actinopteri; Gadiformes; Gadidae
Product: class I histocompatibility antigen, F10 alpha chain-like
Exons: 6
Coding region: 108-1121 (337 amino acids)
Biological process (GO): immune response
Cellular component (GO): external side of plasma membrane
Source: RefSeq, a predicted model, not a curated record